AUGGACAUUUGUAAUUUGUUGGACUUGGGUUAUACCGGUCAUAAAUACACUUGGUUCAAUAAGAGGAGGAAUUCUCCGAUUUUCGAAAGACUUGACAGAUUUUGGGCUACUCCGUCUUGGAUCCAAUUGUAUCAAGAAGCGGUUGUCCAAAAUUUGCCGAGAUUGUCGUGUGCCCAUCUCCCAACCAUACCCGAAUUGAAGGAAGCCGUGUUUUCAAUUGGAGCUUUAAAAUCCCCGGGAGAAGACGGAUUCCAUGCCCUUUUCUUCCAAAAAUUUUGGGAAACAAUCCAUUUAGAUUGUUUCAACCUUAUUUCUUCCAUUUUCCACUCAAAAACUAUUCCUACUGCUCUUAAUAAAACGAUCAUUUGUCUUAUCCCUAAAGUUCAAAAUCCAACCAAAAUCACGAGUUAUAGGCCUAUAAGCCUUGUGAAUUGUUGUUACAAAUUUGUCUCAAAUAUUUUGGCUAGAAUGCCUUUUACCAAAUUUUGUCUUCACUAUUUCAAUUUCUCCCUUGAUACAAUUGACCUCAUUAUGAGUUGUGUCACCUCCGUCUCCUCCUCCAUUUUAAUAAAUGGCCACCUUUCUAGAUCCUUCACUCCCUCUAGAGGAUUGCGCCAAGGAGACCCUCUCUCCCCUUAUCUAUUCAUUAUUUGUAUGGAAUACUUUUCAAGAAUGAUCCACAAGGAGUGUGAUCGUAAGAGUUGGAGUCCAUUCCGUUUUAGAGUGGGGAAAACAAACAUCUCUCACCUUUUGUUUGCGGAUGAUGUCCUCCUUUUUGGUCAAACCGACAAAAAAACUCUUAAAGCUUUGGCCUCAACCCUUUCUUCUUUCUACACCCUCUCCGGCCAAAAAAUGAAUGACCAAAAAAGUUCAAUCCUUUUUUCUCCCACCCCUCAAUCCAUGAUUGAUGAGUUUGAGCAAGAGCUAAACAUCACCGCAACCUCGGAUCUAGGUAAAUACCUAGGUUUUCCCCUCUCAUCCAAAAAGCCUUCCAAAAGAAACCUCCAAGGUUUGGUUGAUAAAUUAGGUGCAAAGUUAGCUACUUGGAAGAGCAAGUCUUUAACCAAGGCCGGAAGACAAAUUCUUAUCCAAUCCUCCCUUCAAGCCAUCCCUAGAUACUUCAUGCAAUCCAUUUGGAUCCCCAAGUACUUGAAUUCAAAUCUGGACUCCAUUUGCUCGAAUUUUCUUUGGGGUAGCUCGACCCAUCAGAAAAAGAUAACUUGGGUGUCAUGGGAUAAGGUUUGCAAGCCCAAAGAAGAUGGUGGGUUGGGUUUUACCAAACAUCACCAACUUAAUUCCAUUUCCCUUGCUAAAAUGUGCUGGUCCGUCUACAACAAUAAAGGAUGGGCCGCCAAUCUGCUAAAGGAAAUCUACAUUGACAAAAAAACCCAAUCCAACUCCAUUUUCCAAGGGAUCCUUCAUUUGGAAAGCUCUCUAGCCCUCCCUCUUUCUGCUAUUCAUUCUUGCUCCAAAAAUCAGAUGGAGGAAAAGAUCACCUUCCCUCUCUCGGAUCAGUUGUUUGAUCUCAUCCAAUCAGUUUUCUUCAGCGCAAACAAGGAUUCUCACUUCUCUAGUUGGACCCUAAAGAGUAAAUUUGACUCAAAAAAAGCCAAACUUGCAAUUCAAUCUCUUGAUAACCUUCAUGCGCCACCUUUCAAUUGGGAGUUGAUUUGGAAAUCUAACACUUUCCCAAAAAUCAAGACAUUUCUUUGGCUCCUAGCAUGGGAGCGAAUUCCUCACAGAGAAAAUCUAUCAAAGAAAAUACAAAAUUUCUCUCCUAAAUGUCAGUUCUGCCCUGGUGAAGAUGAGACUUGUUCUCAUGUUUUCAUCCAUUGCACUCGAGCAUCCGAAUUCUGGAACUCUGUCACUUGCCCUUCCCUUUUCUCGGGUGACGACUCUUGGCUUGAGUGGUUGUCCUAUAAUCUGAAGCUUGAUACAAUCACCUCCUAUUCAAUCCCUUGGAAUGUCAUGUUUUGUUUUGUUCUGUGGCAUUUAUGGUUAAGGCGAAACGCUUGGCUUUUUUCCAAAACAAACAUCCCUCUUUCUACUGCAAUCUCCCAGUGUAUUUGGGCUGCUUCGGAGUUCUACUUCUCUACGAAGGACCUGAGAAUGGACCUCCAUCUGGAUAUGCUCUUUGAAAUUGAGAAGAGGGAGAGCAACGCAGUAGCACUGAAAACAAUUUGUCCCCUUUGA
Molecule: messenger RNA, 2193 nt
Organism: Chenopodium quinoa (quinoa)
Lineage: Eukaryota; Viridiplantae; Streptophyta; Magnoliopsida; Caryophyllales; Amaranthaceae
Exons: 4
Coding region: 1-2193 (730 amino acids)
Source: RefSeq, a predicted model, not a curated record